AUAACGACAUACUACUAGACUGGGCUUGGCUUUCCUUUUGCUUUUGUACCGUGGCGUUAUGGAUUUAGGAGAACGGGGUUAUAGUAAUAGCUAAAUCACUUCGCACCGCUGAUCUAGAUGUGUUCUUGAUGAGACGGGGUAUUUGGCUUGGUGGUCAAGUCGUUGCUGGAUGAAGCAGUCCGACAUGCCUCACAGCUUCAACCAUGCCUGGAUGCUGCUCGGCGCUGCCACUCUGCAGUCAAGGAAUGAAAUUCCAGACGAAUGAGGUCACUCGCAUCAGCGAAGGCGUUCGUCUAAACCUUAAAUUACUCAGGCUUGAUCGGAGCUUCCAUUUCCUGCUGCCGGUUCUCUUUAUCAAACACUGUGCUGGCAAUGCUACCUCUAAUUAUCUGACUCCAUCUUGAACUGUUGCGGUGCCCGACGUGGAAUCGCAUCACGGCACUGGCCAUUAGCGUGCAUCCCUGGAGAGUCAGGCGCCGCACUCAGCGGCCUUGGUCGCCGCCCCAACAAAAUUGGCCCCGCGCAGGCGCCCAAAGACUUGGCCCAGCAGGCAGCACCGGCACCAGACUCCAGAAGUCCGACGCCAGACGCCAGACGCCAGACGCCAGACCUCGAACUAGCCCAUCCGUGUUAUUCGCGGCAGCACGCCAUCCAAACCGAUCGCAUCCCCGAUCGGACACUUUCGCCGACCCUGUCGUUGGAAUGAGGAGGCUCCCUCGUCACCUCCCGCCCUCCUCCGCCUCGCCCCCCGUCCCGGUCCGACCAGCGGUCUUCCCCGCCGCAAUCCGGACACGCCCAUGCGCGCCGCCGUCCACGGCAGCGGUCGCGACAACAUGGCCGCAGAACCAUUUUAGAUCUGGGCAGUGCGCCAGAGGCACUCGCUCCUUGUUUUGUUCCUCGCCCAGCAGGGAGGCGCAGCAACAGCAGUGGCAAGAGGAGGCGACGACAUCUAGCGACAGUAGCGGCAGCGGCAGCGGCAGAGCCAGCACCGAGACCAGCCCCGAAUGCUCGGCAGCAUCCGCGGGCCUACCCUUCAAGUUCGAGACGGGCGUGGCGCUCUUCGCCAAGCGGGCGCCCCGGCCGUUCCCUCCCCCUUUCCUCUCCCCGCCGUCGGGAUCCUUCAGCGACCCGCUGAGCACGCACCACAGCAGCCGGGACCGGCGGCGGCGGAAGGGGGGCGCGGGCGGGGCCAGCUACGUCAACGGCGAGCUGAUCCGGGGCUGGACCAACGGGGACGACGCCGUCUACGCGGGCGAGACCUUCAUCUGCGCAAACGACGGCGUCGGCGCCUGGUCCGCCCGGCCCCGCGGCCACUCGGGCCUCUGGGCCAGGCUGGUGCUACACUUUUGGGCCGGCGCGGUCUGCGAGGACGUCGCGAGGUGGAGGGGCGGCGGCGGCGGCAGUGCGCCGGACCCGGCGGCGGCGCUACAGCGCGCGUUCGAGCGCACGCUCGAGGCGACUAGCCCGCCCAACGAUUGGCAGGGCACCACCACAGCGACGGGGGCGCAGAUAUUCUACAGGCAAGGUCAGGCGCAGCAGCAACAACAACAACAGCAGCAGCAGCAGCACGAAGGUGGAACCAAGGACGCCGGCGCGUCCACGCCGUUGCUCUACGUGACGAACCUGGGUGACUCCCAGGUCAUGGUGGUGCGGCCCAGCACGGGCGAGCUAGUGUUCAAGACCAAGGAGCAGUGGCACUGGUUCGACUGCCCGCGGCAGCUGGGCACCAACAGCCCGGACACGCCGGCCGAGAACGCGGUCGUGGACGUGGUCGAGAUCCGCGAGGGCGACGUCGUGCUGGCCAUGUCGGACGGCGUCAUCGACAAUCUGUGGCCGCACGAGAUCGUCGACAAGGUGUGCGAGUCGGUAAAGAGGUGGGAGUGCGACGGCGCGGAUGCGGGCGCGUCCUCCCCCCUGGGCGGCGGCGGCAGCCCCGCGCUCUACCGCCGCUUCCCCGGCCAUGAGGGCGAGGAUCUGGAGGAGGAGCUGCUCGACGGCGGCGGCGACCGGACCGGCGGCGCCAACGGGGGCAUGCAGCUUGUCGCCGACGAGCUCAUGGAGGCCGCCAGGGCAAUCGCUGUAGAUCCCUUUGCCGAGAGCCCGUACAUGGAGCAUGCGAUCGAGGAGGGUUUGCCAACUGAGGGAGGCAAGCUUGAUGAUAUCAGCGUUGUCGCGGCUCUGUGCCGCCGUGUCUGAACUUAUUUCCGACGAAGUUAGACCACGGCCUUGAACGCUGUCAUUUAUUUUACUGGCGAAACAAGCAUUUCCACGGCGUUUGCGGUUUGUUACGAUGUUCAUGCUCUUAUCAUGCAUAUUUCUCAGGGGUACAUCGGAUACUGGAGGCACACAGAGAGGUUUGAGGGAUUCCAAAGAAUAUGGGACUAAUGAGGUCGGAUGGAGCCCUGCAAUACUGAGCAAGUAGUUAGACGUUUGUCACAUUUUCAUAGUCAAGAUUACAGUAGUUCAAUCCUGCGCUGAUUUUAUACA
Molecule: messenger RNA, 2487 nt
Organism: Gaeumannomyces tritici R3-111a-1
Lineage: Eukaryota; Fungi; Ascomycota; Sordariomycetes; Magnaporthales; Magnaporthaceae
Exons: 2
Coding region: 703-2196 (497 amino acids)
Source: RefSeq, a predicted model, not a curated record